Molecule: messenger RNA, 1989 nt
Organism: Cucurbita maxima (winter squash)
Lineage: Eukaryota; Viridiplantae; Streptophyta; Magnoliopsida; Cucurbitales; Cucurbitaceae
Product: probable beta-1,4-xylosyltransferase IRX9H
Exons: 4
Coding region: 355-1572 (405 amino acids)
Biological process (GO): plant-type secondary cell wall biogenesis; glucuronoxylan biosynthetic process
Cellular component (GO): Golgi membrane
Molecular function (GO): galactosylgalactosylxylosylprotein 3-beta-glucuronosyltransferase activity; xylosyltransferase activity
Source: RefSeq, a predicted model, not a curated record
ACCCGCAAGGUCUGCCCGAAAAAAACUCCCGCUAGAUCUUGGCGGCCUGCCCCUGCCCGUAAGUUCUUCGUCAACUUACUCGCCUCCCUAAAUUUUCUACUAAAACCUAAACCCAAUCUCUCUCCGACAACUGCCUUUCAUUUCGGAUUUCUCUUCCCAUUCCACCAAUUUCAAUUCAUUGAUCUCUUUUGGCACCCAAUUUCUGCUUCUGAUCUUCUCCUUGUUUCUUAUUAACUUUGCUCUCCCGAUUCGUUUGAUUGCUUCGUUGAACUGGACUUCAGAGCUCUAAUUUGGAGUAAAAUGUUAUAGAUUCAUGUAGUGUUGCUGAGAUUUGCUUGUUUUUUUGAUCGGUUGAUGGCGUCGAUACGGAGGACUUCGUCUCCGGCGUAUCCCGAUCGGCUUUAUCCGAACGGGAUCCCUUCUUCGCCAUCUUCGAAGCUUCUUUCUAAUCCUAAAUACUCGUCUCCUGUCUCGUCGUUUGCCGUUGAAGCGCGGAGAUUCCUCUCUGGAGCUUUCUUUCUCAGGUAUCCUCUGCGGAAAGGCAGCAAUAAUUGGCGAAGAGCAUUAUUUAGAUGCCUUGUGUUUUUCUUGCUUGGCUUCUUGCUAGGUAUGAUGCCGUUUGGCCAUGAUGCCGGCGACAUUCGAAGCCAUGACUUCUCAUUCGAGAUCAAGCCGCCGCAUGUGAACGCGCAGUUCGAGAAAGAUAGUCGUGGUCAGGUUUGGCGAGAGGAUUCAGUUGUCGAUUCAGUUAAUUUGUUGGUCAAGCCAUCUCCGGAAGUGAAUUCGACUUUCACUUCAGUACCUAAAACGCAGUUGAUUGUGGUGACACCGACGUAUAAUCGUGCACUUCAAGCCUAUUUCUUGAAUAGGUUGGGUCAGGCGCUGAAGCUUGUGAAUCCUCCAUUGCUAUGGAUUGUGGUGGAGAUGAAUUCAGCGUCGAUGGAGACUGCCGAGAUAUUGCGGAAAACGGGAGUUAUGUAUAGACAUUUGGUUUGCACUAAAAACAUGACUGACGUGAAGGAUAGAGGUGUUCAUCAAAGGAACGCAGCUUUGCAACACAUUGAGCGUCAUAAGCUCGACGGGAUCGUUUACUUUGCCGAUGACGACAAUAUAUAUUCGUUGGAGUUGUUCGAUAGCCUGAGAGAUAUCAGCCGCUUUGGCACUUGGCCCGUUGCUAUGCUUGCACAAAACAAAAACAAAGCGAUUCUGGAAGGUCCUGUAUGCAAUGGAAGCCAAGUAGUUGGAUGGCACACGAAUGAGAAAAGUAAGAGGCUUAGAAGAUUUCAUGUCGAUAUGUCUGGAUUUGCUUUCAACAGCACCAUCCUGUGGGAUCCAAAGAGAUGGAGACGCCCUACUUCAAAGCCUAUUCGACAGUUAGAUACUGUGAAAGAGGGUUUUCAGGAGACUACAUUCAUAGAGCAAGUAGUUGAAGAUGAAAGUCAAAUGCAAGCUGUGCCUACUGGUUGUUUAAAAGUAAUGAAUUGGCAUCUCCAUUUGGAAGUACCCAAUUUUGUUUAUCCCAGCGGUUGGGUGUUUCCAAAGAAUCUUGAUUAUGUCCUCCCAAUCAAGUGAUUGAACAUUGCCAUUGCAGUUUAAAGCUUAGAAUUUUAGACAGUUUGAUCCAAUUCUGAAUUUUGGUGGCUUUUGAUUCCCGAUUGGAUCAUUGCUUGAACUGGCGCCGUUGGUGAUGGAGAGAUCCAUGGUAAGCUUGGCUUUCGACACAAAGAAGUACGAGUUCUUCAUUUUUCCUCGUAAGAAUUUUCUUGCAUAUUCUUUAACAGAAAUGAGUUUUCGUAUAGUUGUAGAUUUUUAGUGCUUAAUUUAGAGAGUUUUUUUUUUCUUUCCGACUUUAGAUUGUUACAGCAAAACCUUCCAAAUAUUGUGGGGCGGGGACUGUUGUAUAUGUAAACUCUGUAUUUGUUGUAAAACCGAUUGAUGACCAAAUCAAUGGGGGCCUAAUCAAGUAAGGCCAUUUUCCUCUAAGAGUAA